AUGGUGCUACUCACCCUCCUCCUCAGUUGGCUUUUCGUAACACUGGCCUCGGCGUGCAUGUUCCCUUUCAACAACCCUCGCCUCACCAAUAGUUCGCUAGUCGAAGAGUAUAUCGCCGACUUGCAAACCAAGGGAGGCAAUGGCUGGACCAGUCCCAUUGGCCCGAGCAAUCCAGUCGUCACCGCUUGGCCCAAGAAUAGCGCAUCAGGCAAGGUGACGUACAUCUACUACUGCUUCGACUCCCAUGCGUCGUACUCGGCACUCAAGGACGUAGUUGACAGCGCGAACAAAUUGUGGCGCGACAAGUUAGGACCUGGUUCGACAAAUGGUCAUCAUUUCGACGGCUUCCGCCACUAUUACUCCAAGAAUACCAACUCUCAUCCCCGUUGUUACAAAGGCUUUCCACAUCCGUGGGCAUGGAAUUCUGAGGUCCCCGAGGGUACACUCGUGAUAUCAUGGAACAGCCUGGGAUAUAGUCAGUCCACCGUCGGCUAUGACGAUGAAAGUAUCGAUUGGGAUCGACAUUCCUUGACACUUCAUACUUGGAUACCUAGGUAUGAGGAUUGGGUCCUCGAAGUUGCUCACGAGUUAGGUCAUGUCCUCGGCUUGAGACAUGAGCAUCAACGAUUUGACCGGGAUCGUGAUCUCUACUUCGACUGCUCCAAGCUGCAGGGUCAUACCGAAGCAAGAGAUACAAUUGCGGCGCAUCCCGAAUGGGGAUUUACCAUCAACCAGGCUUGCGAAUCAAGAUACCUAGGUACCAGUAAGAAGGAGCUCAACUUCUGGCAAGCGGCUGAAUAUGCACUACACACGGUAGAUGAAAGCCAUAAAUAUGGAAGACUAAUUGACCACAACUCCAUAAUGAUGUACUCUUCUUGGGCGAACGCCGCAGAUCUUAUGCACGGGCUCGCCAACCUACCUCUCGUGCGCUGGAAGAACGGACCACCCAGUAACGGGCAUGCGCCAGAUCAUUCCAACGCAGAGACCGUCCAAUGGCCUACAGGGAUCUCUGAUGGAGACAAGGAGGCUAUUCAGAAGCUUUACCCGUGGAAAGAUUGA
Messenger RNA from Alternaria arborescens, 1059 nucleotides. RefSeq lists its product as hypothetical. Gene Ontology annotation, molecular function: metalloendopeptidase activity. The transcript has 2 exons. Lineage: Eukaryota; Fungi; Ascomycota; Dothideomycetes; Pleosporales; Pleosporaceae. Gene Ontology annotation, biological process: proteolysis. The record is from RefSeq and is a predicted model, not a curated record. Bases 1 to 1059 code for a protein of 352 amino acids.